UCCUUUUAAGGGCAUUUCCGACGUGUAGCUCCUGGCAACUAGGAAGUUUACACUGAGUCGGAAAAUGGAGGCCUGAAAGGUUUUAAGUGUACAACCGAAACCAACGUUAUAUACGUAACACAUUCAUAUUUGCAUGUGUCCAACUCGAUAACAGUGGCAAUUUAACAUAAUAAAAAUGACUGAGGUGAUUUCUAAUGGUACUGUGCUCGCAGAUUCUACAUUUCGGACCAGGCCCAGUUUUCAGACCUACCUGUACACAGAUGCCAAUGCAGGUGGCCACUCAGUCUCGCAGAUUGAAGAGAAACGUAGGAUAAGACAUAUGAAAUUCCCUUCACUGAAGGGGAGACAAGAUGUUGAGUCGUUUCAACAUGAUUUAACGAACAUUUCAUAUAAGCGAUGGAACGACACUGGAGACUACCGUGCUGAAGCCCCAUAUAGAGACUAUGAUAACAUUGUGGACCCAGUGUCGGGUUUCGUCAGUGCCGGUGGAGAUGUGGAUCGCAAUACAGGUCACCAGAAAAUAAAGUCCCUUGUUCAAUUGAACACCACACCCCAAGCCUCGGUCCCCAAGUCUAAGGACUCCGAUAGGAAGUUUGAACCAGCUGCACCACCCGAGCUGCGACGAUCGAACACUUAUGAGCCCGGGGCACCCUCAGCAUGGAAUAGCAGGAAAACAUCUGAUAUUUGGAUUCGGUCACAGUUAGGAGGCUGGACAAGUGCCCAUGACACAAGAAAACCCCCACCAGAAGCCCAGGACAUGAGGAGAGCAAAGAUGCUUAACCAAGGAAAGUCCAUGUAUGUUCAAAAACCACCUUCAGAGCAAAGCAGGGAAGGUAGAGAUCAUCUGGCCAUGAAGUUCCAGUACAGUACAUCAACUCAGAAGUCUUUUGAGGAGGUCCCAUGGGAUGUGAUGCUACCGCCAAAGCAAUGGGCCCCAACCACAACGCUGGAGGAGCGCCCAGACAUGAUAUCCCAGACCUACACUCUGCACAGAUAUGACCCUGCCGCCCAGGAAUGGCAGAACGCUGGCAGAUCGUGGGACUGGUUCCAGAAGCGACACGCAUACUACAAGAAUGGACCCAUUGUUUUCUGUAGUCAGCCUCCCAGGAAGCAGCAUAUCCCCGGGUAUGGUGGGGCAACAGGGGCAGAUAAUCUGGAGGAGCUCGACAAUCCAGCCAUCCCAUUCAACCCUUACACGGUGAAACGUGUCACUAUACCUCGCUACAGUGAAACCUCACACAAGCCCAAUAUCCCUGGUUACCAGGGCUGCACCCUCUACAGGGGUCAUUACGCCCCAGCCCACAGCAACCCUGCACCCCCCAACAGUCAGGCCACCACUCAACUUGUGCACAAGGAGAAGCCAGUGGUAGGCUCACCGUCAAGUUCCCAGAAUCACAAGCGUGAAUCUAAGAUGUCCAAGAUGGUGACCCUGGUACCGCCAUGCAACCCUUUCAACCAGAUCAACAAACUCAAUGAAGUCAUAGCGAACAAGGUGGAUUAGGUCUUGUGAUAAAUAUCUGUUCAACAGUGUAGUCAGGGCAAAGGUAUGAAAAGCUUGUUAAGUCUGUCUUAACUUUAUCAUAAUCAUGAACUCAAGAUCUCAAUAUUAAACUUAAGAUAAUGAAUAUUAUGUUUAGAAAAAAACAAAACAAGUAAUAUGUAUGAAUAUUUAUAAGAAAUGAAAGUAUGAAAUGAAUUAUUUUUAAAUAUUGAAUUGUUUGAAAAUACUUAUAAUAUUUAAUACAAGAAUAGGUAGGUUCAUAGUUUAAGAUAUGUCAUAAGGUAACAUUUGUCUAAAUUUAGCCCUCAGUGAUUUUUAUUGCUUUAAUUUGUUACAGCCUGUGCCAUUUGAAUUGGGAAAAUUAGCGCGAUAAACCAUGAAAUUGGGAAAAAUAGCGCGAUAAACCAUGAAAUUGGAAAAAAUUAAGCAUUAUAAAUAGGAUUAUAAGUAACAGAAGUGAUAUUGUUUUUAAGUGCAUGUUCAGGGAGUUUUCUAGAAAAGGAGUCUGGUCAAAUUGGAAUAUUUUUAAUCAAUAAAAGUGGCAAGUUUGGGAAUUAUUUAUGGACAAAAAUGACUAAAUUCAAGUUAUAAAUUUUGUGAUAUGUUUACAAAAUAAAGUUGAGACCUAGAUUUAAGAAAUCAUAAUUAAGUUAUAUGAGACUUUAAAAAAAAAUAAAAAAAUAAUAAUAAUUUUUUUUUUUUUUUUUUUUUUGGAAAUUGGGCUUUUUUUUGGGAAAUUUUGGUCAGAUUUUGGGGAAAAAACGUGUAUUUUUGCGAUUGGGAAGCAGCCGAAAAUCGGCUGUAAAUUUGAGCAAAAAAAAUCACUGGCCCUAAAUAUGUUUUCAAUCACAUCACCAAAACAUUCUUUCGUUCAUUCACCAUUUCCUCUGUUAGAUAGCGAACACUUUUGUAUUUCUUACACCAUGAGUUUUCUAUUGCGAUAUUAUAAAAGUGUGUGUUUUGCUUUGAAUUGCUCAAACUUAGUUAUGACUCUUUUGUCUUUGGCAUCUUUGUUUCAUUUGUGCACAUGAUGUACAUCACAAUAGUUUAAUUGAUCAGGCAAACUAAGCAAUAACUGCUAGACUAAAUAAAUUAUAUAUAAUUAAAUUAUAAAUUCUGACCAAUUUUAAAUAAGAUGAUUGAUUAUGGCUACAAUUAUUCUGUCAUUUAAUUUGUAUCUUAUCCAUUGGACUGUGCUCUGUAAAAAGGGGGUUUAAUACAUGUACAAAAUCCCAGAUCUGAGACAACUCUUUACGCAAAUUCAUUAAACCUUUGCAUGCUGGGAAAUUUGUCAUCUGCUAAAAUGUUGUCUGCUGAAUUUCUAAAAUUAGCAUUUUCUUCGAUUUUUUUCAAAGAAUAUUAUCAGAAUAGCAAACAGUUUGGAUCCUGAUGAGACGCCAUGUUCUGUGGCGUCUCAUUUGGAUUUAAACUGUUUGCAAAGGCCUUCAAAAUUUGGUUCCCGCACUGAAAGGGUUAAACCCACUUUUCAAAGAGCACAGACCAUUUAUAUCCAGUAAUGUUUGGAUUCACUUCAUGUGUUGAUAUAUUUUGAAAUAUCUUGUUUUAUUAUAUGGUUUGUGCCAGCUUUUUAUAUGCUGAAACAACGAACCAUUAUUGUUACAUAGCUAUAACAUAUUUUUUCAGCAUUUGCUAUUACCAGUAUUGUUAUACAUGAUUAUGCAAUUUGUGUCUUACGAGAAUUGUGAUAUACCCAGUAUUAUUCUUAGUGUGAAAUGCACCCAGUAGUUACGUUUGUGCGCUUGCAGAAUAUUUGUUAUUUGCUUUGCCUUGUCUGUCUAUUGCUGUUGUUGUUUUUUUUAAUUUACUGUUAAGUAAACAUUUUUACUACUAUCUUUAUACAUUUUGUUUACAAAGUUUAAAUUUUUAGGAAUUUCUAUAUAUUUACGUUCUAAAGUAUGUUUUUAUUUUAGUAUAAUUAUCACUGAAAGUUUUAAGUCGCUUUACAUUCAUAUGAAAUGAGAACUAUUGUUCUGUCUGUAUUUUUUCAUUGUUAUGUUAAAACCAGCACAUAUAUUGUUGUGGUGUGUCUUGCAAUACUAUUAUCCAGUUAGCUCUUGUUUUUGUUAUCUUGACUGUUGUUAAAGUCUUCCCCUAGUUUUUAUGCCCCCGGUAGGGUGGCAUAUAGCAGUUGAACUGUCCGUCAGUCAGUAUGUCGGUCCGUCCGAAAAAAAAACUUUAACGUUGGCCAUAACUUUUGCAAUAUUGAAGAUAGCAACUUGGCAUUCAUGUGUAUCUCAUGAAGCUGCACAUUUUGAGUGGUGGAACUUUCAAGGUCAAGGUCAUCCUUCAAGGUCAAAGGUAAAAAAAAAAAAAAAUCAAAGCGGCCCAGUAGGGGCAUUGUGUUUCUGACAAACACAUCUCUUGUUUGUACUUCUUUGCAAAUCUUGUUAUCAUGUUAUGAUUUGUUGUGGAAUUUCCAGUGGUAAAUCACUUUACAUGUGAAGAAUUUUAGAUAUCAGCAUUAUUUUGGUCAAUUUUGUAAGGAUCCAAAAUGGAAGUAUAUCAGCAUUAUUUUGGUCCUUUUUUAGGAUCCAAAAUGGAAGUAUUUUGGCAUUUUGUUUAGGAUCCAAAAUGGAAGUAUUUCAGCAUUAUUUUGGUCUAUUUUUUAGGAUCCAAAAUGGAAGUAUUUCAGAUACUUCAACACAAGGAAUGCUAUUUCAAAAAAUGCUUACAUGAGUAAUUAGUAUUGAACAUGGAAAAAUGUAAAUUAAAUCUAUGCAUUUAGAACAUUAGCUACUUGUAAACUGCAUGCAUAAUUGAUUUAUUUUCCUUGUCAGGGACCAUAUAUUGUUUCUGUGUGUUAAGUAAUACUGCACUAGCACCGGUACUCUUGUGCUUUUAGCUGAUAAAUUGAUUUUGAAACUCCCAAUCAUCUAAUUUGUUGGACUGAUUUAGUUAUAUUAACAGCAACGGGUAAAGCUGUUUUGUUUUGUAAUGUUAAACAGUAAUUUAACUCACUUUGCAUUUGAAUUCAUAGUUUUGAUUUGUAAACUAAUUAAUUUUCUUAUUUUAUUAUCCACAGCUUACAAUGGGCAGAUUGCAUCAACUGUACAAGUAAUUAUUGUUUAUAUUGUCCAUAUACAUAUGCUGUAUGAUUUGCUGAACUGUGAUAUGUAAUACACAGUAUUGUGACUCAUGUGAUAUAUUGUAGCGUUUGUAUCUGCUAGAGCUAUCUAAAACUAAUGUAAUAUAUCACUGGUAAUAAUGUCUUGGUCACCUGAACAAGAAAGAUCAAGGAUUUUCUGCAUGAUUGAUUUUUUGCUAUAAUAAAAUGAAAACAUUUACAAUAUAUCAAAAUACAUUUUGGUUGGCAGAAAACCAAAAUCAUGAUGGCUUUAAUCAAAUGAAUUUCAGGCGUUUUGAUGUAUUUAUCUUUACUACUGUGCAGUAUUAAGAUUGAGCAGUAUUUUACAGUCUGUAGUAUUGUAUUGGCAGUCUUUUUUCAUUGUUAUAUUGUUUCUUAAUGAACAUGCUUGUGUACUUUUUAUACUAGUUUAAUUAGAAGUAAAUCUAACAAGUUCGCAAGUAUUCAUUACUAUAAAUGUUUAGUUUGUAUCACUUUAUCAGUGUUAGAUAUUGUUCUUGCCCACACAAUUUUAUGUUGUUGACAUUGUUGUUAAGGUUUUCAUAGUUUUAAUGCUUUACUUAUCAUAUAAAAACAAUAUUGUCAUAAGAAAAAGUUUUUAUUGGUUUUGAGCUCGAUUAUUCUGAGACAUCCAUCUCACCCAAAUGUUGGCCUUGUCAACAGCCAAAGCAUCUAGCGACACACAAUGUUUGCAUGAAAACAUGUUCAUAUCUUAGAAUUUACAACAGAUAGUCUGAUGAAACUUCACACAUGUGUUAGAGAUUAUCAUGCAAGGUCACAGAUCAAGGCCUAUAACUCUGACCUGCCUAAAGCAGAAUUAUGCCCCUUUUUGUACUUAGAAAAUUCAGGUAAAUGUUCAUCGACUUUUUUCUCCAUCUGACAUGAAGAUCAAGCAUGGAGUUGCAUUUGGGGCCUAGAACGAGGUCACUGUUGCUAAAAAAUAUAUAACGAGUUGGGUUGGAGUGACUUCAGUUUGGAUGAAUAUAUUGUACUGAAAGUUUGUGUUAAAGUAGCUUACAUGCAUACCAAGGUUGGGAUUGACUUUGGGGCCAGAUGGGUCAAGGUCACUGUUACUAAAAAUAGAAAAAUGGAUUCUGCUAAAUAACUUUAGUCUGUAUGUAAGUAACAGGUGCUGUAAUUGACUAUGUGGGUUGCUUAUAGGCAGACCUUGCUUGCAAUGUCAAUUAAAUUCCCCUAACUUCAUUGGUAAAAAUGUGAAAAUAUAAUUUAUAGACAGUAUUAUGACUUGUUUUUGCUCAAAAUUUGUCAUCAUUAACUUCACAUAUACUAUACAUGGUAGUAACUACUGAUGAUAUUUAACUUCAAAUAUGUUUUAAUAUAUCAGACAAGUCACACACAAUUGUUCAUUAAUCUAUCAGAGCAGAAGAAUAGUCAAGGGCUGUAUAAUGGAAGAGCUUUUGUUCAAAUAAUUAAAUUAUGAUGUAUGCGAAAUUGCUUACUUGUACUUUCUUGGUAUCAUAUAGAAAAGUGAUGUUUAGAAGAAAAGCAGUCAUUGUGCUUUAUGGACAAUUUAUUUGCCAUUAACAAUUGUUCCUGCUAAUAAGGUAUUUUUGUAUGUAAAACCAUGUUGCAGAUUCUGACAUGAAAUCUUAGUAGAUGUUUGCCUUUUUUGCACUGUAUUCAAAAUUUAUGUAUUAUACACUUGCAUUGCACCCAGGGCAUACCUAACAGAAACUCAUAAGUAAAAUUGUUAAUUUUCAACACCAUUCUUAUAAAUAAUAUUAAUGUCUUCUUUUUCUUUUGAGUUGCAUAUGAAAGAUUCAGCUUAUCUUUCAACUGCCUAUUUACUGUUCAGUGUGGAAUGUGCUUCAAUAAAAUCUUGAGCAAAUCUU
Dreissena polymorpha is the source of this 6460-nucleotide messenger RNA. Its product is annotated as spermatogenesis-associated protein 48-like. The coding region runs from base 176 to 1501 and encodes 441 amino acids. The transcript has 9 exons. Lineage: Eukaryota; Metazoa; Mollusca; Bivalvia; Myida; Dreissenidae. The record is from RefSeq and is a predicted model, not a curated record.